Molecule: messenger RNA, 711 nt
Organism: Eutrema salsugineum
Lineage: Eukaryota; Viridiplantae; Streptophyta; Magnoliopsida; Brassicales; Brassicaceae
Exons: 2
Source: RefSeq, a predicted model, not a curated record
AUGUCCGCCAACUACGAUGAGAAGGCUUUCUGCGAAUAUCACCAGACCUACGGGCACUUAACGGCACAAUGCCGAAUGUUAGGAGCAAAACUCGCGGCUAAGAUGGCAGCGGGAGAGCUCCAAAACGCGGUCAACCUCAAAGACCUCGUCCUUAAUGAACCACAAGAAAGAGCCGAGCCGAGCGGCGCGGCUGAACCCGCAAAUCCUCCCCGACGAGGCGUUAACUACAGGCGCGACAGGAGAGGCGAACCUGAAGAGCAACCCGAGCCAAGAUACCGUGUCCUCCAUCAAAGCCCAUCAGCGCCGAGCCGAGCGAAGGAGAAUUGGACAGAACCAACCGACAUCCCAAAUACAGUGAUCUCCUUCGCCGAGGAGGAAACGGCAGGAAUCGAUAGACCCCACAACGAUUCGUUGGUAAUUGAGUUAACAAUCAGGGAUCAUGACGUAGCGAGGGUGCUCAUCGAUACUGGAAGCUCGGUGAACGUCAUCUUCAGGGAGACACUCAGAAGAAUGGGAAUCGACCUCUUCGAGGUGGAAGCAAUCCCCAAACCUCUAACCAGAUUUUCAGGAGAAACGACGAUGACUAUGGGAACGAUCAGGCUCCCUGUGGUAGCAGGCGGAGUCACUAAGAUCGUUGAAUUCUGCGUCACUGAUCACCCUGCAAUCUACAAUGUGAUUAUGGGAACUCCAUGGAUCAACGGGAUGAGGGCG